UUUAUAAGUUUUAUGCAUGUAUGAUGAAAGUAUUUAUCAGUUAAACAGUGAAAAUUAGAGGAAAAUUUGUCAUGACAAUUUACAGUGUGCGCCCCUGAAUCUUCUGCUUGCUCCCCCUAAAAUUUGAAGUUAGGGGCCACUGUGCUCCUAGUCAAAAAUGUUAGCCCGGAACCCCUGUAAUGCUACUCUUCCUUAAAAACGUUUGGCUACUCUACCCACAUCUGGGUAUAAAAUGUUUAACCGUAUUUUUGCGUCGUAUUAUAUGGCACAACAUCAAUAAAUAAGUUUUUCACCCAUAAAGCACACCUAAUUAUUCAAGUUGUAAAGUGAGAUAGUGCCUCAGUGUACUGCAUUUGACAUUUGUUCUUUAUCUUUUACCAUUGUCAUGAUUGUUUUAUAAUACUGUAAUUGUGCCUUAUAGUUCGAUAAAUACGGUAAUUGAACUAGCUUAGAGCGCCAAUAAUCCAAUCACGAAAUGACUGCAGACAUCUAUCCAUAUUGCUUACUCUUAUUAGUGUUUCAAAUUGAGAUGGGGCCUACGUAGAUAUAAAUGCACAAUUAAGAUAUAGGCAAUGUGUUUGUUUUUAUGCAACUGGUUGAAGUAUGACGACUAUGCAUUACUACAUCUGCAUUAUACAAUAGAGUUAGUAGUAAGAUAACACUCAUAUUUUUUACAUAUACAGUAACAGGUCCAACCAGUAGCUAUCAGUAUAUAUGAAGGUGUUGAAAAGCAAGCAUUAGUUUCUGCCGUGUCCCCUCUCCCUUUAAGUGAAUUUAAUCUGUCUGACCUCACCAGGCCCAACUAUUAGUCUACUAAUAAUAGGCUCAAGCAGAGCACUGCUGUGUUGUUGCUGUGCAUGUGUGAGUCACUCUAUACUAACUGGAGCUGAAGCAACUCCCUGUUUGAGCUCCACUGUUUGAACCUAUGCCAUGUUUUCUCCAUUAGUAUUUUGUUAAAUGUCUGUAAAAGUAUUUUAAACGUUUUUUUUUUUUCUUGAUCUGGGCUCGUGUUAUCUUUUGAGAGCAGAGAAAACAGAGGUCCUCAGCGAUGACCUUUUACAGAUUGAGCGACGGAUGGAGUUGGUGCGUGUGGUGUCCCAUAACACACACAAGAAAAUGGUCUCAUGCCUGCAGGGACACAUUGGCGCAGAUGCAGAGAAAAGACAUUCUGUACCACGCCUCUAUACAGGAAAUGGUCAGAAAAAACUUCCUCUGACGGCAUUGUCCCAGGCUAUGGUAGAAGGUGGAAACCAGCUUGGCGAAGAAUCUUUAAUAGGGAAGAUGAUGGAGGUGUGUGGGGACGCAGAGAGUCGUCUGGCAUCUGAACUGAUGCAGCAUGAACUACAGAUAGAGAAAGACGUACUUGAUCCUCUCAGCCAACUUGCAGAGGUUGACAUACCCAACAUUCUGAAACAGAGGAAACAGUUGGCCAAAUUGGUCCUGGACUACGAUUCUGCUAGGGCAAGAUGGUUGCAGGCGACCAAGUCAAUAAUCUCAGGAACAAACACUCAAGCACUGACAGCCAAAGCUGAUCUUCUCAAGGAGGAGGUGGACGAGGCUAUGAACAAAGUGGAACUUUGCAAGGACCAACUUGCUGCAGACAUGUACAGUUUCUUCUCAAAAGAAGGAGAUUAUGCCUGCUAUUUCUUAACGCUUCUCGAAGCUCAAGCCGAAUAUCACCGAAAGUCACUCACUUUAUUGGAGAGUGUCUUGCCAAACAUCCAGGCCCAGCAAGAUUCAUGGAUUGAGAAGCCUGCCUUUGGCACUGCACUGGAUGAACACCUGAAAAGAAGUGGGAGGGAGAUCGCCCUGCCCAUAGAAGCAUGUGUCAUGAUGCUAUUAGAGACUGGCAUGAAGGAAGAGGGUUUAUUCAGAAUUGCAGCUGGGGCAUCCAAACUAAAGAAGCUAAAAGCGGCACUGGACUGUUCGACAUCACAAUUGGAAGAGUUCUACUCUGACCCUCAUGCCGUUGCCGGAGCACUGAAGUCAUACCUGAGGGAACUGCCUGAACCUUUAAUGACCCACCAGCUUUAUGAUGAAUGGACCCAAGCAUGCAGUUUACCAGAUCAAGACAAACGACUUCAGGCUUUGUGGAUUGUCUGUGAUAAGCUACCAAAGAACAACAAAACCAACCUGAGAUACCUGGUGAAGUUCCUUGCUAAACUGGCUCAGGAUAGUGAGGUAAACAAAAUGACUCCCAGUAACAUUGCCAUUGUCCUUGGACCAAAUCUGCUGUGGGCCAAGACUGAAGGGAGUUUGGCAGAAAUGGCUGCAGCUACAUCUGUGCAUGUUGUGGCCAUCAUAGAACCCAUCAUCCAGCAUGCAGACUGGUUCUUCCCUGAGGAUGUGGACUUUAAUGUGUCUGGCAUGUUUGCGAUGCCUGUCCCCUCAUCCAACCACAACAGUCAUCUGGAUUAUGACAGUGGCACCAUCGAGAGGAAGAGACCAGGCAGUUUGGUGGGGCCAGAGGCAGACACAAGCCGCAAAGACAAUAGCACCUCUAACAAGCACUCGGACCACACCGUCCGUAGAGGCAGUACCACCUUAGGUAGAAAGCAGCACACCUCACCUGCCUUCCAGCCCCCUUUACCCCCCGUGGAGGCUUCAGGGCAGGGACAAGGCACCGGGCAGGUCCCGCAGCCCUCGGUCGAUCCUCAGCCGCAAGCCCCACUGGGGGCAGCGGGGCCCGAGAGCCCCAAUAGCUUGGCGCAGGGUCUUGCCGCGCUCGCUGCCGCUCAGCAGCUUCUUGCGCAGAAUACAGAGGAGCUCAGCAACCCAAAGCUGCGUGACCCUGCAACGGCGCCAGCACCCCACAUCCAGCGGAACGGUUCUGGCGCAGGGAGCCAGACUGCCAGCCAGACGGGCGGCGGGACCAGUCCGCAUAUGAUGCGUAGAGUGCUCAAGAAACAGGCACCAGCUCCCCCCAAACCCCCGAACCCUCCACCCAGUCAGCCAUCACCCAACUCAUCCCAACCCCUAAGCCCCCCUCCGAGGCCCCUGUCCAGCCACUCCCCUACCUCUCCUGUGUCGCCCGCCUCUCAGCAUUACAACACUCCUCGGCGCCACUCCAGUAACCAGCCACCAAUCCAGGCCCCCAGCCACCCGCCCCCAGAGCCACCGACGCAAACGGGUUCUCCCGGUCAACACAGCGGUGAAUCGCACAGCGCAGACCCCUCGCCCCCGGACUCUCCCUCGCCGCCGGAUACCCCUCCGCCGCCCGUCGCCACCGGCCCAGACGGCUCUCAGUUGGCCCCUGCUUCACCGUCCCCCUACCAGACCGGCUCACUCCCCCGGCCGCGUCCCGUCCCUAAGCCCAGGAACAGGCCGAGCGUGCCCCCGCCCCCACAGCCCGCAAACGUGCCCGGAGACACCAAUGGGAUCUGUGCAAGCGCAUACAAGAUGAUGGAUCCAGCCAUGUCCUUCAAAGGGCUAAGUCGCGCUCUGGUGCCGGAGCUCAACGUGGAGCAGCAGUCAGAACCGCCGCUUCCCAAAGACUGCGAGCUGGAGAGUGAGAGCACUGUCCUAUAAGGGAAGAUGCUCACCUGGUUUGCUUGUUUUUGUUUUUUUUUCCGUUAUAAUUUUUUACACACACACUCCGGGCCUAUGUGUGUUGUUCUGCCGACAUUUCGGGGUCUUUUUCUCAAGCAUUCAAGCCAAAAUCCACCAUUUUCAGUCAUCCUUGCCAAACUAACAUCGCAGCUACUUGGCAAACAAGUGAAGGAAAGAUUGUCGACAGGAGACUUUGGGAUUUUGGCGUGGAUUUCGAAGCUUUUUAAAUGUUGGAAAUGGUAUUCUUUAGCAGGUGGAAUCAGAAACUUAAAAGCGAUGACUGCAGGUUUCCAGUCAUCUCCCAAUAUUCAAUUGACAUUAUUUUUCAUUAUCUUUCUCUCGCUUUUCUAUUUAUUUACCUACCAAGUUUAAACACACACAUUCCCUAUGGCUCGACACACUUGGUGGAGUCACUACAUGUAAAUAAAGCCUUAAUAUGAUAAAAGCAUUUAGAUUUACUGUAUGGAUAGGGGAUGGAAAGAUGUUUUAGCAUUUUAGCAUUAGCAUCAAUAACCAGUUUAGGAACUAUGUACAAGUAUGCAAUUUGUUCUUACUAGGCAACUACAUGUGGGUGUGUUGAUUUAUCUCACUCGUGUAGCCAAAUUGUGUCUUUGUACUCUGACCUUCAACUGGAGAUUAAGCAUAUUGACUAAAUGCUCAAGCAGCUUUCCAGGCAUAAAUCGCCCCUUUUUGUAUUACUACAGUAUUUUGGGUGUUUCAGGGAUGUCAUAGGAACGCGCGGCGUAGCAGGGCGGUCUUCUUAAAACCCUUUGUCGGGGCUUUCACGAGCGCAAGUAGCGGGGUCAGCCGCCCUCUCCGGGCCUCAACGCACUCAGUAUUUUUGCCUUUUUUCGAGUGUGAUGAAUGUAAGCGGAAGAAUUCUUUCUAAAAAAAAAAAUGCCUCUGUCAGAAGCUGAUGUUGCACAAGAGCACAGGCCAUGAAUCCACUUUAAAAAAAAUCCCCACCGAGCUGAGAACACCCAACAACCUCGGUAGUGACGUGCGGGACAAAUAUUUGAUCGAUGAGAUUCUUCUUUCUCUCUUGAGUAAUGCAGAGGUCCAGUUCCCAGAGACCGGCCACACAAAAUGGUACCAAUGGUGAAAGUCUUGGAUGCUGCAGUUGCCCUGGAAAUAUGUGACCCCCCCCUCACCCAAGACAAUCAGAUGCCCCUAUUUCUCUCUGCUCCUGUGACUCUUUGCCUUAUAUACCCCCCCCACCAUACACACACUCCCCUUCCCUGCACAUCAAGACCAACAAAUGCCAUUAAAUGAGAAGUGACGAUGCUGCGUUUUUAAGCUCUAUAGUUUUGUAUGUUUGUUGUAUAGUGAGCUGAUAUGUUGAAUAAGAUAUCUUAUAUGAAUGCUUGGUUAUACAUCCUUUCCAAAGAAAAUAAAGUGUAUGAAGAACUAUAUCUAACCGCCUGGGUAUAUGAUUUUGUGUGCAGGCAUUUGCAGUCUUUAUACUAGUGUCAGGAAUGAGCAGGCAGGCAGGUUGUAUGGACCCAAAUGCAGGGAAACAAAAAAUGCAGCGAGGCAGGUGGCAGUGAACUAAAAAAAAACCUUUUAAUGAUAACUAACAAAAUCACAAAGUACAAACAAAAGGGCUAUGGCUCAAAAGGCAAUGUUCAAACAAAACUUACUUAAGCAGAGGGACUGGUACACGAGGGCGUGGAACGGACUUGACUUUGGUGAAGACGGACAUAGACAUAGACAAUGACGCAACAAGGAGUGACAAGAAACUGGGUCAUUAUAUACGCAGACAAGGGGUAACGAGACGAGGAAACGCUGGGUAACACAGGUGGAUGCAGAUUGCAGGAUACACUGGGAAAACACACACACGUGAGAGCAAUGGGUAAUCACAGGGACAAGUCACACAAGGAGAAACCAAACACAAAACCUAACAA
This is a messenger RNA of Corythoichthys intestinalis (scribbled pipefish), 5453 nucleotides long. It is a transcript of the gene arhgap17a, whose product is annotated as Rho GTPase activating protein 17a. Gene Ontology annotation, biological process: regulation of Rac protein signal transduction; regulation of actin cytoskeleton organization; positive regulation of GTPase activity. Bases 1075 to 3528 code for a protein of 817 amino acids. The record is from RefSeq and is a predicted model, not a curated record. The transcript is spliced from 21 exons. NCBI's taxonomy places the organism in Eukaryota, Metazoa, Chordata, Actinopteri, Syngnathiformes, Syngnathidae. Gene Ontology annotation, molecular function: protein binding; GTPase activator activity. Gene Ontology annotation, cellular component: intracellular anatomical structure; cytoplasm; cytosol.